Lacerta agilis (Sand lizard) is the source of this 1271-nucleotide messenger RNA. It is a transcript of the gene CLDN18, whose product is annotated as claudin 18. Gene Ontology annotation, cellular component: bicellular tight junction; plasma membrane. The record is from RefSeq and is a predicted model, not a curated record. Lineage: Eukaryota; Metazoa; Chordata; Lepidosauria; Squamata; Lacertidae. Bases 75 to 824 code for a protein of 249 amino acids. Gene Ontology annotation, molecular function: structural molecule activity. Gene Ontology annotation, biological process: bicellular tight junction assembly; cell adhesion. The transcript has 5 exons.
UUGACAGGUACUCAGAUGUGAUCACAGAACCAUCGGUACACCUUGCAGAGUCCCUUUCAAAGCAAGUCGCCAUCAUGUCUGUGACAAUGUGCCAGUCUGUGGGAUUUGUGGUGUCAAUGUUGGGCGUAGGUGGAGUUAUUGCCUCUACUGUCAUGGACCAAUGGAGCACCCAAGACCUUUACAACAAUCCGGUGACAGCCGUCUUUAAUUACCAGGGGCUAUGGCGCACUUGUGUCAGGGAGAGCUCUGGUUUCACCGAGUGCCGCUCCUAUUUCACCAUCCUUGGACUACCAGCGAUGUUCCAGGCUGUAAGAGCUCUGAUGAUUGUGGGCAUCGUGCUGGGUGCUUUUGGCCUCCUGGUGUCUAUUUUUUCCCUGAAGUGUUUACGGAUCGGCAAUAUGGAGGACUCUGCCAAAGCAAACAUGACUUUGACUGCUGGAAUCAUGUGCAUUGUAGCUGGUCUCUGUGCUAUCUGUGGGGUAUCUGUUUUUGCCAACAUGCUUGUUACAAACUUUUGGAUGUCAACAGCUAAUAUGUAUCAGCCAGGAAUGAUGCAGACACUUCAGACAAGAUACACAUUUGGUGCUGCACUGUUUGUGGGAUGGGUUGCUGGAGGCUUGGCCUUGAUUGGAGGCAUUAUGAUGUGCAUUGCCUGCAGAGGACUGGCACCCGAAGAGACCCAUUACAAGGCCGUGUCCUACAAGAGUGCUGGAUAUAAGUCUGGAACUGGGUAUGAAGCCAAGAAGGUCCCAGUAGUUGAAACCAAUACUAUCAAAAGUGAUGAAGGGAGACGUUCCUAUCCUUCAAAAUAUGACUAUGUAUAAUCCCUUCCUAAAACCUAUGGUUUUAGACCAAAGCAGCAGCAAAGUCCUAACUUGAAGCUUUUCUCAAGUCUGUUUUCUUAUUUUCUUUGGUUUGGUUUGCUGUUUAUAAAUGUUCUUUUAAUAUGACUGUGUAUAGUUCCUGACAUUAUAAAGACUUCCAUAAGAACUGUUCCCCUCUGCUACAUUUGUUAUAAUAGCAGUUAAAGACAGCUGAAGAAUUGGUUUACUAAUGUACCUUUUGCUGUUUCUUUUAAUAGAUGUAAGUAGAUGUUUAAGACCAGAACAUUACUGCAAUGUACAGUGUUGAGUUCAUGUAAAGUUCAUGUAUUGAGACUUCAUUCAGUGUUUGGUUGCCCUUGAUGAAACAAAAUGAAAUAUGAGGCUAAAACAACACCAUUACACAGAGGCCAAUCCAAAAUUUAAAAAUGUUAAAAACUUAAUUUCAUA